AUGACUUUGCGCGAGUGGUGCCAUGAUCUCGAGAAAGUCCAUCUCGAUGUCAAUAUACGGCAGCCUAUCAAUCUGGCCAUUGCCCUCGCGUUCUUAAUUCAAUCCGGACGAGAGAACAUUAGCGUCACUCCGAUUGACCUCGAUUUUGUGUGGACUUUGAUUUACGGCGCUCUAAUUUCUGAUUCGAUUCAAUUUAAGGCGAAUCGUAGCGCACUAGGCUAUCAUUCCGUGCCUCUUUGGAGUCAUGGGAAGGACGGGAAUAUCGAUGAACUCUUCCGCCUCCACGUUUGGAUUCCGGAUGACCACGAAAAACGAACCCCAAUAUCUAACAUUCAUACGCAUCAGGCUUUUGGUCAAGGCUGGAUCUUAACAGGUCUAGGUACAGACUAUGUUCAUGAAAUCGAGUCAGCUGAUAUGAGCACUGCUACUCAUACCGAGUUCAACAUAGCUUGGAAUAAGGACAAAUCGGAAGCCAACGACAAAAUUACUCAACAGUCCGCGCCCUCCACUAUGACGAAUACGGGAAGCUUAGUUCGUGCAGUUGCAGGCUCGAGGCGACCGCAUUCCCGAGGGAUGAGUUACACCGUUCCGGCCGGAAAAUAUCAUAGCUUGGACGUCGGUCCUGACGAGUUGCACGCCACCCUCUUCUUCUUCGACUCCCGCCGUGGCUUUCAAGUGGAUGCCCCAGCAUUAGGUCCAAUUCAUGGGUCGAGCCUCAUUUUGCCUCGUACUGCUCCAGGCGUGAUGGCGGCUCAACUUGCAAAGACUGUGGACUGCUUACGUCAGUGGGAAGUACUCUCUGCACUGGGGAAGCUGCACGUCCGCAACGCUGAGUGGGAAGAAGGUUUACGCGCACUCCGAAAGGCUGAGCGCCUUUGCAUCAUUCUUGAUGGAGAAUCACAUUCUCCCCUCAAACAUGCUCCACGCUAUAAAUGGGCCGUUCAAGGAGAAAUUGGACACGCGUAUCGAAUGCUUGGACGAAACAGUGACGCGAUUGAACUUUUAGACACUGCCAUCAAACAAAUGCCACCAAACCUUCAGCGUAUCGAGCUCAUGGGAGAAUUGUCAGUGGUAUACCGACACUUGAAUAGGUUGGAAGCUUCGAAGCACUGCAGUGCAGACGCAUACAAGACUGCCAAACAACUUCUUUCGGCAGAAGCGACUCAAGAUCCUGGAGCAAAGUUGAAAUUGGAGAAAGAGAUGUGCCGCGCGAUUGGCGAUUGGGGAAUGGUCAAUUAUCAGCUUUACCUAGACACCAGAGACUCGGACUUGUUGGAUCUUGCAAUGAAUCAGAUGACAGAAAGAAUCGACAUUGCUCGACGCGUGAAAGCGGCUCCCGAAUUGGAGUCGCUCAACGGGGAAGAGCAAGAGGAGCUAAGGGAAUACUGUUCACAGCGAGAAGCGAUCGCCCUUGCCCGCUUAUCGCUAUGUUUCGCGGAGAAGGGAGAGCUUGAUAAAGCCGUCACCGCAGCGCGUCAAGCUCUUGACAUUCAACGUAAUACUCAGAGCGAUCCCACCAAGAUUGCUUUCUCAAGAUACUUUUACGGUCGGGCCUUACUUCGUUCCGGUCGAAAAGAAGAAGCAAAGAUUGAAUUCAAUCCGCCCAAUACAUGUACGCCCACAAUCGCCCUUUGCAAAGAGUCUUCCGACGAACAUCGUAGUUACAUACGCGAAAUGAUUGCGGCAGGCGCCGACAUGGAACUCAGAGAUGAGCAAGGUUACUCUGCGUUAGAAUGUGCAGUAUAUUGUGGCGAUAUUGCCACACAACUUGUAAUCGAGGAAGGCCUGCGGAAGAAGUUCCUCGAAGAAACAGACCAUGCCCAAAGUGAUGCUACAAGUAACAAAAGCACGAGUCUGCUCCUCACACCUGAAGAAAGACUAGAUCGUCUACGCUACGAGGCGCAUGUUCGGAAAGGGUAUAGGCAGCUCGUCCAAGAUACAUUGCGACCAGUCUUACUACAAGCACAGGGCAGCUCUGGCCUGGAUCAGCUUCGAACCGAAUAUGCGAACGCGCUCAAGGAUGUGAACAAGGAAAAGCUUCUAUUCGACAGCUUUAAAGUCGUGUACUAUUCAGACUUCAUCAGGGCCAGGAGGAUUCCUAAAUAUGGCGAUGGCUUCACAAAAGAAAUCAUCUCCAACGCCGGUGGCGUUAGUGUGGGCGAGUUCAUCAUAUUCUUCUCAUACAGAUGGAUUGGCAGUCUUCUAGGGCAACCUGGCGCUUCACCGGACGACGAUAAUAAUACUCAAUAUCAGCGUAUGGUCCGCGCGCUGAAUGAGUUCCUUCAGGCUCGUCCUCACAUUGACCAAAAGAAGCUAUGCGUUUGGAUAGACUAUGCUUGCGUUGAUCAAAGUAUCGGCGAUUUGCAGGCGGCUGGUAUUGUUUCACUGCCCCUGAAACUCGCACAGUGCAGUGCUAUGAUCAGCCUUACUGACGACCACUACUAUGAGCGGUCAUGGUGCUGUAUCGAGGUAAUGAUGAUGCAGACGCUACGGAGAUCAUACAAGUUUCACAUGUGGUUCGAGGAUGCACACGAUGAAGUCAGCGGAACACGAGUCUUUCGGGAAGCUCCAGUAGAUCUGGAGAUCAACAUGGCCGAGAAGAAAGUUACCUUUGAACAUGAUCGGCCAACAUUGCUGUUUCUAGAACGUCAAACCAAACUGCUGGAGUAA
This is a messenger RNA of Mytilinidion resinicola, 2670 nucleotides long. RefSeq lists its product as uncharacterized. The transcript is spliced from 2 exons. Gene Ontology annotation, molecular function: protein binding. Lineage: Eukaryota; Fungi; Ascomycota; Dothideomycetes; Mytilinidiales; Mytilinidiaceae. Bases 1 to 2670 code for a protein of 889 amino acids. The record is from RefSeq and is a predicted model, not a curated record.